GCAUACGGGUGACCUGACUAGCUGAGAAAUUCUAAAAGUAAUAACCAUUGUCAUAUUCCAUAGCAAAACAUUUGACAAUUAUUUUUACAAACAAAUUGAAAACAGAUCCCGUUGCCUCACGUGAACGCGAGAGCUUUGGCGCGCGAAUUAUUCUGGCAAUUGUAAUAAUCCGCGUUCUUCUAAAAUAAGGAACAUAAGAGGGUUCACAGGAUACAACCGUGCAUGGUUACUGGAGUUAAUUCUCGAAAGAUUGAGUGGCCGUUUGCCAAAAUCAAAACGUGGGAACUCAACAAACAGUUGAAGAUUGGCUCCUUUAUUUGGAAUAACAAGUUAUUUGUACGUCAGAUGAUUUAGCAAUGAAAGAACUUCCGAUAUUCAUACCCUGAAUGUCGGCGAUAUAACUGCUUGGCCAUUUAAAGAGUAUGCUAGAUUGCUGCUCUUUAUAUAUUCCUUAUUUUGCACUAGAAGCGUCAAGGACGAGGUCUGACAAGCCCGCCCCGUUGCUUAGGGCAGAGUGAGUUCUAGUGCGAUCUAUGGUCUCAUAUGCAAGAAAACAACCGAAAGUUUCUACUUUAUGAAAAAGUUAUCUUUCAUAUGCUGUCUGGGGUGUUGCUGAUCAUUGGGGUUAUGCUGGCCAUAACUACACUUGUCGGAGUUCUCAGCAAUCUUGCCGUUUGUCUGGCCGUUUGGUGGAAUAAGAAACUCCGCUCACAGCUCAGUCUGUUUCUAGUAUGUCUAGCGGUAUCGGAUAUCGGCAUGUCUACAUCGUGUAUGCCUUUUGCUGUUGCUACAGUUGUGUUCCGUACGCAGAACAUCGAUGCCAUCUUUUGUUACUUCAACGGGUUCAUCAACUCAUUAUUCUCAUUGGCCAGCAUUUUGACGAUCUGCUCCAUCAGCAUAUUCCAGUACGUCUCUGUAGUUCUACCAUUAGAGAAACAACUCACCAACUUUCGGUGCCUUGUUAUGGUUAUCUCUGUCUGGAUCAUUUCCGGUUUUCUUGCAAUGGGACCCAUGAUGCAUUGGGGACGUUAUGACUUUACCUCCAACAUUUUCAACUGCGAAUUUUAUAACUCGAGUCAAAAGGCACAAAUAUCCUAUAACAUAACACUGAGCUUCGCAGGGUUCGUUUUCCCCCUAGGGUUAAUUGCAUUUUCGUACAUAAGUAUCUACAGAACAUUACGGACUCACAAGUCUUCGAUAGAAAGGACGUCAGCCAUCUCUUCGCCUCCUACACAGGGGGCCAGUAUUUCUGUGACGACUAAAAUUGCAACUACCAUUGGUCUGAUCAUCGCCACUUUUCUUGUGUGUCGAACGCCUUUCUUUGUGUACCUUCUUUUGACCGUGAAAGCUUCUGACUAUUCGUUCGAUUUUUUAGGGCAGCUCUCAUUUUGGGCUGUCUACCUGCACAGUGCAUGCAACCCUUUUAUUUUUGCAUUUAAGCAAGCUGAGUACCAAGAAACUCUGACGGAAAUCUAUCAGGGUUGUUGCUUAGUAUUAAGAGAAGGUUGCUGUGGGAAUACCAAAGACAAAAAGAAAGUCAAACCGACAACAUAACGGUAGUUGUCUUUGCUAGAGUAGUAAUUCACUGACCACGGAUCAAUCAAGUUCAAAUAGGCAAUCUUAGCUCUGGUGAUAGGUCACUAGAUCAUCCAAGAGUGCUUUUUCUAUCUAAAUACAAACAUAAAAUUAACAGAUUUCUUUAACUACCAGCGAAGGAAGACUGGUCGAACUUAUCACGUCACAUAAGCAGGGUUGGGUCCAGACCCCUCUCUGGGCACGAGCCUGCACGGGUAGCCUACUGGUUGGACAUAGUUCUUGCGCGACUCUCAAGAGGGAUUAAUCAUUAGUUGCGCAUCCAGUGCACAUAGACAUUUCCGUUGCAAAUGCAAAACGAGGAGAAAGGAGUUCGCAAUUCCUAAAGCCCGUGCGCAUAGUAGCACCAGUAUCUUACUCUCUUACUGAUCAAACAGACAUUACUAUUGGAAUUGGACCAGCAAUCGUUGUACUGAUUGCAUACCGUGUUGGAUCAAUUAGAUGGUGCUAUGAUGUUCGUCGAUAUCGGUGCAGUUUGCGCGGGGCCUAAACAUUUAAAGACAUUAUCGUUAAAUUAAGGACUCACCUCAGAAAUAAUAUACGCAACAUUGAACCAUUAAAACGUUGAAAAACCAUUAAAUAUUAUAAAAUAUUAUAAAUAUUAAAAAUUAUAUUGGUUGACGGCAGGGAGUACUUCUUUUCAUGUAAAUUUUACCUCUUAUUCAGAAAAAGGAGAAAUACAAAUCAGGCUCGUAUCCA
This is a messenger RNA of Nematostella vectensis (starlet sea anemone), 2292 nucleotides long. RefSeq names its product high-affinity lysophosphatidic acid receptor. Gene Ontology annotation, biological process: adenylate cyclase-activating G protein-coupled receptor signaling pathway. The record is from RefSeq and is a predicted model, not a curated record. Gene Ontology annotation, molecular function: G protein-coupled receptor activity. The coding region runs from base 544 to 1554 and encodes 336 amino acids. Lineage: Eukaryota; Metazoa; Cnidaria; Anthozoa; Actiniaria; Edwardsiidae. The transcript is spliced from 2 exons. Gene Ontology annotation, cellular component: membrane.